Salvia miltiorrhiza (redroot sage) is the source of this 625-nucleotide messenger RNA. RefSeq lists its product as uncharacterized. The transcript has 3 exons. The coding region runs from base 80 to 625 and encodes 181 amino acids. NCBI's taxonomy places the organism in Eukaryota, Viridiplantae, Streptophyta, Magnoliopsida, Lamiales, Lamiaceae. The record is from RefSeq and is a predicted model, not a curated record.
AUGGUAUGUAAUUAACAAAUAAUUAAGUAUAUAAAUUAAAUUAAUAUAUUGACUAAUAUAACUUAUUUAUCUUAUAUAAAUGCAUCUACAGAGCUUGGAUCCUGGUACUCCCCAGGAUGCACCGAACUAUGCCACCUUCCUCCGCCUCCACACGUACGCCGAUGGAAGUUAUACGUCGGAAAGAGAUGCUAGAAUUGACGCCGAGGUUCAUCGACUGGCCGCUGCCACAGGACGACAGGAGCGGCUAGACGAGGUGUAUUUGGAGGUGGUGCAAAUUGAUAGGUCACGGAUCUACGGCGUCGGGAGUGCCGGGCAGAGUCAGGCUAGUAGGGGGUCUAUCCGCAGCACGGGCAGUUCUGCGGUGUCUCAGCAGCUUUAUGAGACACGGAUCUCCACGCUGGAGGAGCGAUUGGCGGCAGAGCAAGCACAACGCCAACAGAUGGAGGACCGCAUGGCGGCAAAGCAAGCAGCACGCCAACAGAUGCAGGACCGCGUAGCUCAAUUGGAGGCGUUUAUGAGGAUUGACUCUGAUAUUCAGGCUUUGUCCACUUGCUGCAAUGGCUUUGUUUCUUUGAAUCAAAACCCGAGGCGUAUGCAACUCUUUUCGCUGUACUAUUGGCUGUGA